AUGUCUAUAAAAUCUCAAAAAUCGCUAUACGACGAGUGCUCUGAGAUUGUGGAGAAAAGUUAUUCAGUGAAAAGCGAUGAUGAAAGUAUAUCAUGCGAGGACGAGGACGAGUGCCUGGCGCGGCAGUUGAUGAAUAAAAUGAACCCCGCGGUGCUGAGCAAGUUGCGGCGUUGUUUCAAGAAGACAGGGGACAAAUUCAAGCGUGAAAAGGACAUUGACAGAAGAGUGGAAGAAGUGAUGCGCCUUGCAGCAGCGGAGGAAGGCAUCGAGUUUGCGAGCACACGACCGUCGUCGAACGACCCGCUGUGGUUGGAUGAAAAGGGCUUUUUUAAUAAAAUAAAUAAUUUUGUGCAUCCAGGAAGCCACAAAUUCUCGACCCACGCCCUCAAACUGUACCAACUGUUGGACCCGUUCGGCACGGGUCGCGUCAAGUGGCGGCAACUUGUGUGCCGGUUGGUUGACGUGGGGGCGCGCAAGACAAGUUCCAGGGCUGAUGUGUGGAAGCCCGUGGGUGAGAAAGAGUUACGAAGAUUGGUGCAUUGUAAGCGUGAGACCAUAGUUAAGCUGGUGAGCAUAGAGCGAGGUGACUCGUUCUGUUAUGUGGUGGUGUCGAAGGGGGGCCGCGUCGGUAUUUACAGCGGCCUGCUCAAGCUGAUGUGUUCCUAUGAGGUAUUUUACCACAGAAGCGGAAGGCAACGUCGUGUGAAAAACUGUUGGAUAACAGACUUUGUAUAUUUAAGUGAUGUCCAGUGCAUGAUCCUCUCAGCAUCAGAUCGAAGCCUCACAGUCUACGACGCUGCAACCCUCGCUCACUCGCCCAUCUUCUGUAUCACAGGUCUUCCUAAUAUACCCACUUGUAUGUCGUACUCCGCUGCAACGUCGGAGUUGGCUCUGGGCUCAGAGCGAGGAGAAAUCACGAGGCUGCAAUUUUUACAACCUAAGCUUUCGCUGUUCCACCAGAAGUCGACUGAUCAUAUGAACUAUUAUUUCUGGAUGGAGCUAUCAUCUCCUCCUCACACUUCUUACUGUUCAAUAACAACGUGGCGUCGCGUUCACACCCGUUCGGUUCGCCGUCUCUAUCACACGCAUGACGGCCGCUAUCUCGUGUCCUGCUCACACGACUGCAACGCCAGCGUUCGCAUCAGACAUGUGCCGGGACUGCUAGACGACUACGUGUUUAAGGUGCAGAGGGGCGUGACCUGUUUUCACUUGGUGCCGUCCUUGCACCUACUGGCAACAGGCAGCGCAGACGGCGUGGUGCGCCUUUUCGAGUCUACACAAACCAGCCCAUUCGCGACACUCGCUUCACCUGGUUUUGCUGCUGUGUUGGAUGUUGCCAUUGUGCCGGGCAGAGAGAUUGUUUUUGCUUAUGGCAGUAACUGCUGGCUCCACAUUUGGGACAUCUACGAAGAAUGUCUCCUUCAAACAAUCAAGAUCAAUUUUCCGUUUCUCGGAGUGCUCGGCAAGAAAGUGGAGUUUGGAGCGUUUUGUCUUCAUCGAGGCCCAGCUCGAAGACCAGUAUCAGAAGAAGACAACCGUACCCCAACACCGCCGCUCUUGGCGCCAGCUUCUUCGUCACGUAGACCAUCCAGCGUGUGCAUUAGCGUCAGCGGAGGGCUCGUGCUGCAGGCGACUGAGGACGAGCAAAAAUAUUCUGGUAGAGAUGGGGAUCCCGAGUAUAACCAUUUCGACCGUCCCGAGCUGCUGGUCACCUGUUGCGACUACGUGUGCACAAUCUCUUUAAGCACAGAGGACAUCGGCAUUGCUCUGCCGCCGCCGGGAGACAUGCUGCGCGCUAGGCGCCCUUCGUUCUGGGACCUGCCCGAUGAUGUGUUCAAAGAUUCAGCCGAAUCUCCCGCACCGCCUUCGCUCCCGGCAUUGCCUCGGUCUCGGUCACCCAUCGCGUCAACGAUUGGCUUCCCUGAUUCACAGCUGUUGUCGCCAGCGGCGGCUGAACCUGUAGCCCAUUACGAUUUGGACACAUUACUGGAAAAUGCUGGUCUAAAAGGAAUCCUGGAGAAAGAUUUCGUGAUGAUGAAAGGUUUAAAACACGACCUCAAUAAGAAGUUAGCCGACAUGAAAGCCAACAUUGGAACUGUAAGUAAUUUCACUAUCGUUCUGUCGGUUUCGUGCAUUUUUUCGUUUCUUUCUGUUCAAAUUCGAUAUCAAAUUUCCGAUUACCUGCAGCCGAAACCGAAACGGUUUCACAAGGAAGUUUUACUAAUUUUGUGUUGGAAAGUUUACGGCUCAAGACCAGUCAGUGUAGUCGAUCGUUGCAUUAAAACGGCAAGCAUAACGGCGGUACGCAGUUCGGUGGAAAACGGUCGUUUCUCAAUCAAGGGGUUCGAAUCCUCGCGGCGGCACGUGCCUGUGGCGCAGGUGCGCGCGGCGGUGGGCGCGGGCGCGCCGUGCCUGGCGCUGCGCACGAGCGCGCUGCUGCCGGCGCCGGCGGCCGAGCUGCGGCGGCUGCUGAGAGAAGGCGGGUCUGAGUGGGGCACAUUGCGAGAAUGGACGAGAGGUGCUGGACAAGGCGAGUACUUGAGUCUCCACUCAGAGAGGACAUCAGAGGGCGCGGCAGACUACCACAGCGCCGGUUGGACGACAUCCGACGACAUGGAGGUCGGGACUGGAUUAGUCGGGCACAAGAUCGCCAAGAGUGGAAGAAGAGGGAAGAGGCCUACAUCCAAGAUUGGAUAA
Hyposmocoma kahamanoa is the source of this 2697-nucleotide messenger RNA. RefSeq lists its product as uncharacterized. Lineage: Eukaryota; Metazoa; Arthropoda; Insecta; Lepidoptera; Cosmopterigidae. The coding region runs from base 1 to 2697 and encodes 898 amino acids. The transcript has 17 exons. Gene Ontology annotation, molecular function: protein binding. The record is from RefSeq and is a predicted model, not a curated record.